AUGGAACCGAAGCAGAGCGCCACUCUGAUAUCACCUCAGAAUGCUUCCAUGAUGGAUCGUUCUCGACGAGCCGCCAGUGUUUUAUCGAUGGACGACCUUGAAGCUGCGCAGGCCCUGGAGGGGCUACGCUCCGAUUUCGGACAAUCUCCUCGAACAUCACGACAAUCACUACCCAUCGCUUCACCAGACCCACCACCAGAGCCACUCUUGUCUCUGCUUACAUCUUCCCACCCUCUUAUCUCCUCUGCCAUCAGCGGCUCAGUCUCGGCCUAUGCCACGUCCAAAUCAUACUCGCCCCGAUUCAAGUCUGGUGCCGAGUUCAUUGAGCGCAAUAUUGGUUCGCCUGUCGCAAAUACCGUCGGGACGGUAGGUCGCAAGACUGGCGUUGAGAGCGGCUUACGUUGGGCGCUGCAGCGACGAGAUUCGACCAGCGAGGACUCAACUCAGACCAACAAACGACGUAAGAUGGAUGGCAAUGUUUCGCCGAGGACGUUGGAUGUCGAGAGGGGACAGAAUGGCUCGGCUCAGCCGACGCGAGCGCGCAGUCCUUCUGAUCUCUCCAUGGCCGAGUCGCUACCACCUUACGAUGAGAUGAGGUCGCCUCACUAUGAGGAGAAGCCUGGGCGACGUGCCGAACCGACAUGGCAGAGCAGACUCGUCAUCUCAACGUCGGGGCUGGGAGUCGCUAUGAGCGACGAAUCCUUACGAAGCUUGCAAUACUGCCUCACCUGGCUUCGAUGGGCCAACAGACGAUUAGGCAAAUCCAUUGAAGCACUCCACGGUGCUGUGUCCGAGUGGGAGAAUCAAAAGGCUGGACAACAGAGCAUGUCCCAGACGGACGUCGAGGCUGGAGACAGCCGCCAGGAGAAUGCCUCGUUGCUCAUUCAGCGCAUCCAGACUGUCAAGGCAGAUGUCCUCUCGACCUUGAAACAGGUCGUGGAUAUCGUCUCCAAGUACGCUGGAGGUGCGCUGCCAGAAAAUGCCCGUCACCUCGUGCGUCGCCACUUGACGUCUCUGCCGCACCGCUUCCAGGUGGCAUCCACCUCAAAUCCUCCCCCAGAUUCAUCCGCUGCCUCGUCGGAUGCCAAAAUCAGUGCUCACCGUAUUCUGGUUCUGGCACAAGAGGGCUUGGACAUGAUGGCUCAAGUCAGUGGCGUUGUCAAUGACACAUUAGUCAGUGCUGAGCACUGGUGUGAACGACUAGGACGGAAGCGACCUGAGAAUGGAACUUCGUCCGAUGACCCAGAGAAGCAGAGCGAGGCUGCUCCCGGCGGCCAGGCUUACGGCGUGGAUCUCAAGCCUCCCAUUCUCCCGGAAAACGCUAUCCAAGAUGACGUUCAGAUGUCUGGCAUGGAGAAGGCUUGA
Messenger RNA from Penicillium brevicompactum, 1365 nucleotides. RefSeq names its product putative clock controled protein (Ccg-8). Lineage: Eukaryota; Fungi; Ascomycota; Eurotiomycetes; Eurotiales; Aspergillaceae. Gene Ontology annotation, cellular component: nucleus; endoplasmic reticulum. Gene Ontology annotation, biological process: endoplasmic reticulum unfolded protein response; phospholipid biosynthetic process; regulation of transcription by RNA polymerase II. Gene Ontology annotation, molecular function: transcription corepressor activity. The transcript is spliced from 2 exons. Bases 1 to 1365 code for a protein of 454 amino acids. The record is from RefSeq and is a predicted model, not a curated record.